Messenger RNA from Ceratotherium simum simum (southern white rhinoceros), 3228 nucleotides. NCBI's taxonomy places the organism in Eukaryota, Metazoa, Chordata, Mammalia, Perissodactyla, Rhinocerotidae. The record is from RefSeq and is a predicted model, not a curated record.
AUGUUCAGAAAGAUCCAGUCCAUCUUUAACUCCAGCCCGCAGAGGAAGGCGGAGGUGGCGGAGAGUUCCUACUACGACGGAGCCAGCCGCGCCGUGAGGCUGAUCCGCAGCAGCUCCGUGUAUGUGGUCGGGGACCACGGGGAGACAUUCAGCGAGUCCUUGAAGAAACACAACAGCGCCAGCAGCACGGACACCAGCCUGUACUGCCUGCAGCAGGAGGGGGACCGGGCGUGGAUGUGCUCGCGCACGCAGGCCUGCCUGCAGUACUUAGGGGAGCUGCUGGCCCUGCGGAAGAAAUACCUCAGCAGCCUCCACGACCUGCAGCCCAGCCGCGCCCAGGCCGGCUCCUCCACCUCCUCCAAACCCUCCCACGGAGGAAGAAAGGCCCGGGGCCAGUCCACCUCCAAAGAAAUAAAGCAGAAAACAACCCCAAAGAAGUACUCGCAGUUCAGCACAGAUGUGGCAGAGGCCAUUGCCUUCUUUGACUCCGUCAUUGCAGAGCUGGACACAGAGAAACGGCUGCGGGCUGCUGAGGCAGACCCACCAAAUGAAGACGUGGACUUCGAUGGUGAGUACCGUCCCCCCGUGGCAGAAGUGGCCACCAGCUCCCGGGAGCACAGCUUGCACUCCAACUGGAUACUGCGGGCGCCGCGCCGGCACUCCGAGGACAUCGCUGUGCACACCGUGCACACGACAGACAGCCAGUUUCGAAGGAGCACGGAGCGCAGGACCAUUGGCACUCAGAGGAGACUCGAGAGGCACCCCAUCUACUUGCCCAAGGCUGUGGAAGGGGCAUUCAACACCUUGAAAUUUAAGCCCAAAGCCUGCAAAAAAGACCUGGGGAGCUCCAGACACAUCCUCUGCAGCUUCUCGGGAGAAGACAUGGAAUGGGAUGCGGAGCUCUUUGCGCUGGAGCCCCUGACAUCUCUGGGGGAGGACCACUAUGAGACAGAGAACCCCAAAGGAACAGCACAAGAGGCGCCAGCUUUUGAGAAUAAGCAAAGUCUCCAUUUCAGAAAGGAGGAAGGGGGCUUAAACAAGUACCACUCUUUCCGAGUAGUAGGUCUCUUCAUGGAGGGGGCAGUCCACUAUGGAAUUAUCAACACCUAUGUGCAAUCUCUGGUGAUAGAGAAAUUUGGUGAGGAGACAUGGGAACAACUGAAAGCUUCUGCAGAUGUGCAAGAUGCCUUCAUGACUUACACAGCGUGUGACGACAUCAUCACUAUUAAGCUCAUCCAAGAGGGCGGCAGGGUCCUGGUAUAUGAGUCAUUAACACGAUUCCCUAAACCAGAAUUGUUCAAAAAGUAUGCUCAGAGCAGGGUGUGUCCGUGGAAGGAUGCCGUUCUGAAACUCUUUGGAGAAUAUUUCUUUAAAUUCUGUAAGAUAUCUGGCUAUGACAGGAUGUUAUGGACACUGGGAGGAAAUCUCACGGAGUUUAUUGAAAACCUGGAUGCCCUCCACAGUUACCUCACACUCUCUUAUCAGGAGAUGAACGGACCACCAUUUCCUAUGGAGAAAGGAGCAGAUGGGAAAAUGCUUCUCCAUUACUACUUUGAUAGAAGUGGUCUGUGCCACAUUGUACCAGGUAUCAUUGAGGCUGUGGCCAAAGACUUCUUCAACUUUGAAGUGACCAUGGACAUCCUUGACAUUAAUAAGGAAGAGGAGAGGACAGGGAAGAAGGAGCAUGUUGUAUUUCUGAUUGUGCAGAAGUCUCCCAGACAGAUGAGAAGGGCAAAGCCAAACAGGUCACAAGAUAGUCAGGACAUCCAGAGAGACCAAGAGGCCCUGGAGGCAGCUUUCCUUAGGAUGAAGGAGAAAUAUUUGAGUGUCACUCUUUGCCCUGUGAGGAAAUCCUGCUGGGAGGUUGUGAGAAGUACGGUCAUGUUUGGAAAAGGGCAUCUCAUGGACACUUUUGUGCCUAUUUAUCCCAAGCGGCUCUGGAUUGAAGAGAAGACGUUCUGCAAUGCUUUUCCUUUCCACAUUUUUUUUGAUGAAUCACUGAGGGUCAAGCAAGGAGUGGAUAUUCAGAAGUAUGUCCCAGGACUCCAAACCCAGAAGAUUCGAUUGGAUGAAUAUUUCUCCAUCAUUCAUCCCCAAGUUACCUUCAACAUUUUCAGCACCUGCAAAUUUACCAACAGUCAAUUUGUCCUGAAGGCACAAAGGGAAAUGACGCCUGAAGCAUGAAAAAGUCUACCCACCCUCAAACUCUGAGGCCAGAUGAUCUGGGUGGAGCCCAUGCGGUGCAUGAGAUACAUGUGCUCCCCGAAGCUCCACGGCCUGCAGGAGCUGGAGGAGCGCAAGAUGCGUCUUUCUGACAUCGCCCCCCACGACACCACCAGGGAUCUCAUCCUCCUGAACCAGCAGCGACUGGCUGAGAUUGAGCUGUCCAACCAGCUGGAGAGGAAGAAGGAGGAGCUGUGGAUCCUCUCCAAGCACUUGGCCAUAGAAAAGAAGAAAACAGAGACCUUGCUUUAUGCCAUGCUGCCUGAACAAGUGGCCAACCAGCUGAAGGAGGGCAAAAAGGUCGCUGCAGGAGAAUUUAAAACCUGCACAAUCCUUUCUAGUGAUGUGGUGACAUGUACUAACAUCUGUGCUGCCUGUGAACCUAUCCAAAUAGUGAACAUGCUGAAUUCAAUGUACUCCAAGUUUGACAGAUUACCCAGUCUCCACGAGGUCUACAAAGUGGAAACAAUAGGAGACGCUCAUAUGGUGGUAGAUGUCCCAGUACCUAUUGGAAGCCAUGCUCCUAGAGCAGCUAAUUUUGCCUUGGGGAUGAGAAUUUCUGCAAAAGAAGUGAUGCAUCCUGUUACUGGAGAGCCCAUCCAGAUCAGAGUGGGGAUCCACAGAGGACCAGUCUUAGCAGGUGUCGUGGGAGACAAGAUGCCAUGGUACUGCUUGUUUGGUGAUGCUGUGAACACAGCUUCUAGGAUGGAAAGUCAUGGGCUUCCCGACUAAGUGCACCUCAGCCCCACGGCCUACAGAGCCCUGGAAAAUCAAGGGUUUGAAAUAAUUGAAAGGGGUGAAAUUGAAGUGAAAGAUAAAGUGAAGAUGACCACAUACUUUCUGAUCCAGAACUUGAAUGCUUCAGAGGAUGAGAUCGUGGGGAGACCUCAAACUCUGCUGGAUCACAAGGCUGGGUGAAAAAGAGAAGCCUCGUCAUUAAGCUUCCGGGGAUCAGCUCAACCAUUUUGCCCUAAAUGCUCUUUUCUUGCCUCCUGGAUAUUAUGA